AUGAGAGGAAUCUCUGCCAGCUCAGUGGAGCUUGUCAGUGAAGUCCCUUACUCUCCUGGUCUAGAGCAAACCAUAGCUCCAGUGAGCGCAAACCCAGAAACUGGGAACAGUUCACCUCCAACUUUGAUCAGCACCUCAGUGGAGAGACUGGAUGAUUCUGAGACCACCACAGACACCAUAGAGGGAAUUCAUCCUUCCACAGAUGCAUCAGUCUCCACUGUGUGGGCAACCAGUUCUGGGACUGAACUACAUUCCUCUGCUUCUGCUCACUCGGAGUCACACAAGAUCACAUCACCCAUGGUUACUGAAACCACUGUGGAGGCCACCACCGUUUCUUCUUCAGCUUCUAUUUUUCCUAAGUCUGCAAGAGCUAGGGCAGAACCUAACUCCACACAGACCCCUGGACUGAGGGAGACGAGUAUUUACCAGGGUGCCAGCUCAGCCACAGACACAAGCAUGACCAUUUUCCAAAUGUCCAGUGCUGCAACUACUGAGGUCCUGAGGACAGAGUUCACUUUCUCUGAGAAAAUAUCUAGCCCAGAUCCUAUUCAGUCCUUGGAGGCCCACAACAUCCCCAAAGGAAUGAGCACCAACCAUUGGCCUGAUGAGUCUGUGGUGAUCACAACUAGGGAGUCACUGACAGAACGGGCACAUGGAGGUAGCACGUGGUCAACCGGUGAUCCUACGUCUCCGGUGACUACCAUCAAUCUGGAUCUGGGAGGCAUUACAAGUGGGGUCACACCUGAUGCAAUGGUAAGUAGCAAUGAAGUCACUUUCUCAGGGAGUCAAGUUCUCACCAGCAGAGAGGCAGAACAGAGUUCUACCUAUCCUCCCACCACAACUUCUGCAACUCCACGGCACGUGUCCAGAACAACAGCAACAACUCUGGGUAUGACGUCAUACACAAAACGAACUCCAGAUCCAACUCCCCAGGGACAUGGGCUAAGUACUCCUAAAACAGAACCAAGAGCUACAUCUGACUCCUGGACCAGGGAAGAAAUAGCCUCAAGCGCAUCUCUGAACACUGAGGUGCUAAGUGUCUCUCCUGGCUUGAGAGGGACAAUCAAGAAGGUUACUGACUCCUCAAGCUUAUUGAGGACCACAGAUCUGCUGGACACAAGCUUGGAAUCCGGGACAAGUUCAUUCCCAAGUUGGAAAAACAGCACAUAUGAGAGAAUAGCUACUUCUGAGCCCACUACUGACAAGGAGGCAAUUCAGUCUUCUACAAACACAGCAGAGACAAGUGUGUGGACCACAAAUUCUACACAGAAACCUCAUUCCACUGUCCUGGUCCACUCAGAGCCAUCCUGGGUCACAUCUCUAGUAGUUACCACCUCCACAAUGGAGGACACCACUUUUUCCACAUCAACACCUCUCUCUUUUGAUACUACCAGAAUUGAGACAGAGCCAACUUACUCACAAACCUCUGAACUGAGGGACACCAGCACCUCCCAGAGGACCAGUUUAACUAAAGAGAAAAGCACUGUCCUUUCCCAUAUGUGCAUGGAUACUGCUACUACUGAGCUCUCAAGGACAGAGUUUCCCUCCUUUGAUAGCACAUUCAUCCGAGGACCUACUGAAUUAACAAGGUCCCUGGAUAUCCCUUCAGGAACCAGCAGUAGACCCUCUAUCUUCCCUCCCAUGUCAGAAUCUGUACACAUGACCUUCACUACACAGACAAGUCCUCCUGGGGAUACAUCACUGAGUGCACUUACCUUGGGCACAUCAACCACAGGCUCCUGGGAAGGGACCCAACUACCCUUCUCAAGGCCCGCUGGGGCCAUAAAUCCAAUUGAUGCUGCCUCCACCAAGGGUGACACCACUACUUCCACAUCAACGUCUGCCUUCUCUGAAAUCAAUAGACUAGAGACAGAGACAAUCUCCAACAAAACUCCUGGACUAAAGAAUAUGAGCACCUCUCUAAUGACCACUUCAGUCACAGAGACAAGCACUGUCCUUUCCUAUAUGUCCACUGGUACUGCUACUACUGAAGUGUCUUGGACAGAAUUCACCUCCUCUAGCAAGACAUCCAUCACAGACCCUACUCAGUUUAAAUCUUCUCCCAAAACAUCUAUACAGAGUAGCACCAGCCCCUCUAACACCCCUGUCAGGACAGAAUCUGCAGAAAUGCCCUUCACUACACAAACGGGUACUUCCAGGGCUAUUUCAAAGGGUGCACUUAACUUGGACACAUCAACUAUGGCCUCCUGGGCAGGGAUGCCAUCGGUUGUGACUCAGCGUCUUCCACACUCAGAGAUGACCACUCUCAUGAGCAAAGGUUCUGAGGAUGUAUCAAGGACCAGAACUCCCUCUGUGGAAGAAACAAGCUCUUCCUUUUCUUUGUCCUUUCUCCCUGCCACAACCUCACCUUCCCCUAUAUUGUCCACAUUACAAGGGUACAGCCCGUCCUCUCUGCUACCUGUGACCCCAGUCUUCACUUCUGGUCUGGUGAAGUCCACAGAUAUGUUGGGCACAAGCUUGGAAUCUGGCACAACUAGAUCAACCACAGUGACAAUCCCUGUUCUUUUCCAAGUGUCCACUGGUACUGAAACUACUGAGGUCUCCAAGCUAGAAAUCAUAGCCACCGAUAUAAUAUCAAACCCAAGUCUUGCUCAAUCCAAAGGUUCUACUGACAUAACUACAGAGAGCAACACCAUCUCCUCUACCUUGCCUCUGAGGAUGGAAUCUGCAGGAAUGACCUUCACCACCCAAACAGAUGAGCCUGGGGCUAUAUCACAGGGUGCACUUACCUUGGACUCAUCAACCACAGCCUCCUUGCUAGGAACCCCUUCAGCUGUGACUCAUGGUUUUCAACACUCUGAGAUGAUCACUCUCAAAAGCAAAGAUCCUCUGGAUGUGUCAAGAAUGAGCACACCCUCUCAAAAGCAAAGAUCCUCUGGCAGUUCUCUCUACUCCCAGGCACCUACUCCUGCCACCAGCUCACCUUCCCCUGUAUCCUCUAUCUUACAAGGAGGCAGUCACUCCUCUCCUCUUCCUGAGACCUCAGUUCUCACCUCUGGCCCAGUGAAGACCACAGACAUGUCGGUCACAAGCCUGGAACCUGGCACCAGGUCACCCCCAAAUUUGAGCAGCACCUCAAGUGACAUACUGACCACUUCUGAAGCCACCAAGGAUAUGGAGGCAAUUCACCCUUCCACAAACACAGUAGCAGCCACCGUGGGGACCACCAGUUCUGGACAUAAGCUACAUUCCUUGGUCCCAGCCCCUUCAGAGCCACCCAGGGUCACAUCUCAUAUAGAUACAACCUCUAUCAUGGGGGAGAUGAGUGUUUCCACAUCAUUCACUGAAUACUAUGAGACCACUGAGAUUGAGGCAGAGUCAACUUCCUCCUUGACCCAUGGACUGAGGGAGACCAAGACAUCACUAGAUUCCAGUUUAGUUAAAGAUACAAGCACUGUCUUUUUCUUUGUGUCCACUGGUGCUGCUACUGAAGUCUCCAGGACAGAAACCAUCUCCUCUAGCAGGACAUCCAUCCCAGGCUCUACUCAUUUCAAAAUGUCUCCCAACACACCUACAGAAAGCAACACCAAUCCCUCUAUCUCCCAUCUCAGGACCGAAUCUGCAGGAAUAACCUUUGCCACCACAACAGGUCCUCCUAGAGCUAUGUCACAGGGUGCAUUUACCUUGGACACAUCAGCCACAAAUUCUGGGACAGGGACCUCCUCAGUUUUGACUCAGGGUUUUCCACAGUCAGAGAUGACCACUCUCAGAGAUGACCACGUUCAGAUCACACUCAGAGAUAACCACCAAGAUGUGUUGAGCCCUCCCUCUGUGGAAGAAGCCAGAUCUCUGUCUUCCAUGGUACAUACUCCUGUCACGACCUCACCUUCCUCUGUGUCCUCCAUGUUACAAGGGAACAGUCCCUCCUCUCCUCAUCCUGGGACCUCAGUUCUGACCUCUGGCCCAGUGAAGACCACAGCCAGUUUGGGGACAAGCUUGGAACCUGGCAACAGUUCACCUCCAAACAUAAGCAGCACCUCAAGGGAUAUAUUGACCACUUCUGAAGCCACCACAGACACAGGGGCAAUUCACCCUUCCACAAACACAGCAAAGGCCACAGUUGGGACCACCAGUUCUGAACAUGUAUCACUUUCUUUUGUCCUGGCCCACUCUGAGCCUUCCAGGGUCACAUCUCCAGUGGCUACCACCUCCAGGAUGGUAGACUUCACUGUUCCCACAUCACAACCUGCAUCUUCUGAGACCACAAGGAUUGAGACAAUGCCACUUUCCUCCUUUACUACUGGAAUGAGAGAAACCAACACUUCCCAACGAACCAACUCACCUUCUGAGACAUACACUGUUCUUUCCCAUGUAUCAACAGGUGCUGCUACUACUGAGCUCUCCAAGACAGACAUUCCAUCCUCUGAUAGAACACUCAUUCCAGGUUCUACUCAGUCAACGUGGUCCCCAGAAAUCUUCUCAGGAACCAGCAGUAGACCCUCUAUCUCCCCUCUCAUGACAGGGUCUACACACAAAACCCUAACCACACAGACUGUUUCUCCUGAGCCUACUGCAUCACUGGAUGCACUUAGCUUGGACACACUAUCCACUCCACUGGUUACUUCCGCUGUUUCCACGUUAACACCUGUCUUCUAUGAGAUCACAAGGAUUGAGAGUGAGUCAACUUCCUCCCUGACCCCUGGAAUGACCGAGUACACCACUUCCCAGCCGACUAUCUCAGCUACAGAUAUAAACCCUCUCCCUGCUCAAGUGUCCACUGGUGCUACUAAUACUGAGGUCUCCAGGAUAGGACUCAUAUCCUCUGACAGAAUAUCCAACCCAGGCCCUGAUCAGUCCAAAAGUUCUACUGAUACAGUGACAGAAGGCAGUAUCAGCCCUUCAACCUCCCUUCUCAUGAAAGAUACUGCAGGAAUGACGCUCACCCCUCAAACAGGUACACUUACCUUGAACACAUUAACCACAGCCUCAUGGGUAAAGACCCCCUCGGUUUUUGCUCAGGAUUUUCCACACUUAGAGAUGACCACUCUUAUGAACAGAGGUCCUAAGGAUGUGUCGAGCCCUCCCUCUGUGGAAGAAACCAGCUUUUUAUAUUCCCUAUCACCUAUCCCUGCCACAACCUCAUCUUCCCUUGUUUCAUCCACAUUACCAGAGUCCAGUCCCUCCUCUUCUCUUCCUGUUACCUCACCUCUCACCUCUGACCUAGUCACAACCUCAACAAUGUUGAGCACAAGCUUGAAACCAGGCAUCAGUUCACCUUCAAGUUUGAGCAACACUUCAGUUGAGAUAAAGUCCACUUCAGAAACCACCAUGAAUAUAAAGGCAAUUCACCUUUCCACAAAUACAAUGACCACUGUGAUGACCACCAGUUCUGGACAUGAAUCAGGUUCCGCAGUCCUGAUCCAUUCAGAGCCAUCCAGAACCACGUAUCCAGUGGUUACUGCCUUUACAAUGGGGGACACCACUAUUCCCAUGUCAAUACCUGCCUCUUUGGAGACCGCAAGUUUUGAGACAGCACCACUUUCCCAUCUGACUCCUGGAUUGAGGGACACUAGCAUGUCUCUGGACAGUAGCUGAGCCAUACCAUCACACACACCUGCAACUCCUGUGCCCACUCAUCUCUUGAAGGAACCAAAGACAGAUACCACCUCUUCUGUAACAAUAUCAAUCCCAGAUCAGUCUCCAUCUUCGCAGUUACCUGAAAUUCCUGUGGAAACAAUCACUCACCUUUAUGCUUCUCCCUCUGUUACUGGGUCUACUGGGGUAACUUCCCUCCCAGAAUCCAACCUUAGUGCAUCUGUACCAGGAAGCACUCGUCACCUGAGCACAGAUAUGCCUCCUUCAGCUGAGACCAUCCCAGCUGACACAAUGAGCCCUUCUCUGCCAGAGGCCAUGGCUUCCUCUGCCACAGCUAGAGUUCCAGGCACCAGCUCAGCUGCCCUCUCAGCCAAUCCAUUCUCUAGGACAGAGUCAAGCCCUGGAGUUGAUACUGUCUCCACCACUGCAGAAAACCUGCCUUCACUGGCUGAAACACCAUUCCCUUCUUCCACCUUUACUACCACUGACUCUUCAACCAGCCCCACCCUCCAUGGGAUGACUUCCUCACCAGCUGCCCCACAUACAGUGGGGACCAGCCUUGGUGCAAAGAGCAGCACUGCUAAAGGAUGCCUGGUGAUGGCCAGUACUUUGGAGACAUGGAACCAGCCAAUCAGGACAUCUUUAUUACCCCUUGAGGAUACCAAAACAACAGAGAGUGUUGACUUGGGAACAGUGACAAAUGGUUCUCAAAUUCCUUCACACUCAGCACCUUUGACAAGGACUGAUGGCAUAGUGAAGCCUAUCACAAAGGUACCCAAUAAAGCAGCACAUGGAGAUACCACAGGACCAACUAGUUUCCCUCAGGCAUCCACGUCAUCUGUUAUUCAUAGAGUACUACCCACAAGAGGGACAGAGAGGGCAGAGACCACUGUCACAGCUCUGAAGGUCACAGGAGGCACAGCGAUUCCGACCACUCCCUCCACUGGCACCUCGGGAACACUGACUGCCCUCAGGACAUCAGGUGACACAGCCACCUCCAGCACAACAGGACUGAUCAUCACAACCCCAGCUGUUUCUCCCAAUGUUCUAGAGAUGACAGCCUCGCUGGCCACCUGGCCUGGGGCAGAGACCAGCACAGCUGUUCCCAGGAGAACUCCAUUUGCUUUCAAGAGUGAGCCAGAGACCACAAACUUACUGGUCCCUAGUUCUGCAGCAGAGACCAGCCCAGCUCUUGGAGCUCUGACUGAUUCUCCUCGUGAACCAGAGACAACAACCUCAUGGGUCACCCAUCCUGCAGAGACCAGCCCAACUGUUCCCAGGACAACCCUGAAUAUUUCCUACAGCAUAUCAGACACCACACCCUCAGUGGCCACCAGUUCUCAGGCAGAAGCCAGUUCAGCUGUUCCAACUCUGACUGUCUCUCCUGGUGUCCUGGAUAUGGUGACCUCACUGGUCACUAGUUCUGGGGCAGACACCAGUACAACUAUUCCAUCUAUGACUGAUUCCCUAGGUCAAUCAGUGACCACAGCCUCACUGACCACUCAUCCUGGGGCACAGACCAGUUCAGCUGUUUCAACUCCAGCUGUCUCCUCUAGUGAGCAGGGGAUGGUGACCUCACUGGUCACUAGUUCUGGGGCAGAGACUAAUACAAGUAUUCCAGCUAUGACCGAUUCCCCAGGUCAAUCAGUGACCACAGCCUCACUGACCACUCAUCCUGGGGUACAGACCAGUUCAGCUGUUUUAACUCCAACGGUCUCCUCUAGUAAGCAGAGGAUGGUGACCUCACUGGUCACUAGUUCUGGGGCAGAGACCAGCAUGGCUACCCCAGCUAUGACUGAUUCCCCUGGUGAGCCAGAUACAGCAGCCGCAUCAGUCACAUAUCCUACAGAGACCAGCCCAAAUGUUCGCAGGACUACCCCAAAUGUUUCCCACAGUGAAGCAGACAGCACACCUUCAAUGACCACCAGUCCUGGGGACGAAGCCAGCUCUGCUGUUCCAGUUCUGACUGUCUUACCUGGUGUCCUGGAUAUGGUGACCUCACUGGUCACUAGCUCUGAAGCAGAAACUACUACAACUAUUCCAACUAUGACUGAUUCCCUUCACGAAACAGAGACUACAGCCAUACCAGUCACCCAUUCCAGGGCAGAAGUCAGUUCAGCUGUUUCAAUUUUUACUGUCUCUCCAGGUUUACCAGGGAUGGUGACCUCAUUGGUCACUAGUUCUGGGGAAGAAAUCAGCCCAGCUCUUGGAACUCUGACUGAUUCCAUUCGUGAACCAGAGACAACAACCUCAUGGGUAACCCAUCCUGCAGAGACCGGCCCAACUGUUCCUAGGACAACCCCGAAUGUUUCCCACAAUGAAUCAGACACCACACCCUCAAUGGCCACCAGUCUUCAGGCAGAAGCCAGUUCAGCUGUUCCAACUCUGACUGUCUCUCCUGGUGGCCUGGAUAUGGUGACCUCACUGGUCACUAAUUCUGGGACAGACACCAGUACAACUAUUCCAUCUAUGACUGAUUCCCCAGCUCAAUCAGUGACUACAACCUCAUUGACCACUCAUCCUGGGACACAGACCAGUUCAGCUAUUUUAACUCCAACUGUCUCUUCUAGUGAGCAGGGGAUGGUGACCUCACUGGUCACUAGUUCUGGGGCAGAGACCAACACGGCUAUCUCAACACUGACUGAUACCCCUGGUGAGACAGAUAAAACAACUUCAUUGGUCACAUAUCCUGCAAAGACCAGCCCAAAUAUUCCCAGGACAACUCAGAAUAUCUCCCACAGUGAAUCAGACACCACACUCUCAACAGUCACCAGUCCUCAGGCAGAAGCCAGUUCAGCUGUUUCAACUCUGACUGUCUCACCUGGUGUCCUGGAUAUGGUGACUUCACUGGUCACUAGCUCUGGGGCAGAGACUAGUACAACUAUUCCAACUAUGACUGAUUCCCUUCAUGAAACAGAGACUACAGCCUUACUAGUCACCCAUUCUAGGGCAGAAGUCAGUACAACUGUUUCAAUUUUGACUAUCUCCCCUGGUUUACCAGGGAUGGUGACCUCAUUGGUCACUAGUUCUGGGGAAGAGACCAGCCUAGCUUUGGGAACUCUGACUGAUUCCCCUCAUGAGCCAGAGACCACACCCUCAAUUGCCACCAGUCCUCAGGCAGAAGCCAGUUCAGCUGUUCCAACUCUUACUGUCUCUCCUGGUGUCCUGGAUAUGGUGACCUCACUGGUCACUAGUUCUGGGGCAGACACCAGUACAACUCUUCCAUCUAUGACUGAUUCCCUAGGUCAAUCAGUAACCACAACCUCACUGACCACUCAUCCUGCGGCACAGACCAGUUCAGCUGUUUCAACUCCAACUGUCUCUUCCAGUAAGCAGGGGAUGGUGACCACACAGGUCACUGGUUCCGGGGCAGAGAUCAGCAUGGCUAUCCCAACUAUGACUGAUUCCCCUGGUGAGCCAGAUACAACAGCGUCAGUGGUCACAUAUCCUACAGAGACCAAAGCCAGCUCUGCUGUUCCAGCUCUGACUGUCUCACCUGGUGUCCUUAAUAUGGUGACCUCACUGGUCACUAGCUCUGGGACAGAGACCAGUUUACCAGGGAUGGUGACCUCAUUGGUCACUGGUUCUGGGAAAGAGACAAGCCCAGCUCUUGGAACUCUGACUGAUUCCCUUCGUGAACUAGAGACAACAACCUCCUGGGUCACUCAUCCUACAGAGACCACCCCAAAUAUUCCCAGGACAACCCCAAUUAUUUCCCACAGUGAAUCAGAUACCACAUCCUCAAUGGCCACCAGUCCUCGGGCAGAAACCAGUUCAGCUGUUCCAACUCUUACUGUCUCUCCUGGUGUCCUGGAUAUGGUGACCUCACUGGUCACUAGAUCUGGGGUAGAGACCAGCACAACUAUUCCAACUAUGACUAAUUCCCUGCGUGAACCAGAAACUACAGCCUUAUUAGUUACCCAUCCCAGCACGGACACCAGUUCAUCUGUUCCAGUUCUGACCGUUUCUUAUUCCCCAAGUCAACCAGAGACCACAGGCUCAUUAGCAACCCAUCUUGGGAGAGAAACCAGUUCAGCUGUUCCAGCUCCAACUACCUCCCCUGAUAUAUCAGAAAUGGUGACCUCACUGGUCACUAGUUCUGGAGCAGAGACCAGUACAACUACUCCAACUCUGACUAUUUCUCUUGGUGAACCAGAAACCACAUCCUCAUUGACCAGCCAUCCUGGGACUAAGUCCAGUUCAGUCAUUCCAACUCUGAUUGUUUACACUGGUGAGACAGAGAUGGUGACCUCGCUGGUCACUAGUGCUGGAGCAGGGACAAGUACAACUAUUCCAUCUACGACUGAUUUCCUGCAUGAACCAGAGGCUACAGCCUUACCAGUGACCCAUCCUAGCAUGGACGCCAGUUCAUCUGUUCCAAUUCUGACUGUCUCACCGAGUGAACCACAGAGCACAGCCUCGUUAGUGACCCAUCCUAGGACAGAAACCAGUUCAUCUGUUCCAACUAUGACUGUCUCCCCUGGUUUAUCAGGAAUGAUGACCUCACUGGGCACUAGCUCUGGCCUAGAGACCAGUACAACUAUUCCAACUUUGACUGUUUCUCCUGGUGAACCAGAGGCCACAUCCUUACGAGAAACCCAUCCUGGGACUCAUUCUGGAGCAGAGACAAAUACAACUCUUUCAACUCUGACUGCUUCUCUUGGUAAAUUAGAGACCACGGCCUUACCAGGCACCCAUCCUGUGGCUGAAUCCAGUUCAGCUGUUCCAGCUCGGACUGUCUCCCCUGGUGUACCAGGGGUGGUGACCUCACUGCUCACUAGUUCUGGGGCAGAGACCAGUACAACUAUUCCAACUCUAACUGUUUCUCCUGGUGAACAAGAAAUCACAUCCUCAUUGGCCAGUCAUCCUGGGACUGAGUCCAGUUCAGCCAUUCCAACUCUGAUUGUUUCCACUGGUGUGAUGGAGAUGGUGACGUCAUUGGUCACUAGCUCUGGGGUAGAGACAAAGACCACAAUCUUACCAGUCACCCAUUCUGAGGCUGAGUUCAGUUCAGCUGUUCCAACCUGGGCUACCUCUCCUGGUGUACCAGGGAUGGUGUCCUCCAUGGUCACUAGUUCUGGGGCAGAGAGUAGUGUAACUACUCCAAUGCUGACUGCUUCUCCUAGUGAACCAGAGACCUCAGCUUUCUUGGUCACCCACCCCAGCACAGAGACAAGUCCACCUAUUCCUGCUUCCACUGUUUCCCCUCAUUUAUCAGAGACCACAGCCUCACUAGCCAUCACAGACGGAGUGGAAAUGAGUACAGCCCUUCCAACUCAGACUGUUUUCCUUGGUGUAGCAGAAACAACAUUCUCUCUGGUCACCAUACCCAGGACUGAGACCAGCAGAUAUGAUCUAUCUCCAACGGCUUCACCUGGUGUUCCCACAGAAACAGCCUCACUCUCCACCCAUCCUCGGACAGAGACCAGCACAAAUAUUCCAACUUCAGCUCCUUCCCCUGGUCUACCAGAGACCACAGGUUUACUGGCCACCAGCCCUGCAGAAGAGGCCAGCACAGGUAUUCUGGCGCUGACUGUUUCCCCUGGUGUACUUGGACCUGACACUGCCCCUGCAACAGCUGGGGAGCCUAAUGCUGUACCUUCCUGGAGCAUGGAAACCUCAGCACCUGUGACCUCAGUUGGACUCCCAGAAUUUUCCAGGACAGUCACAGCGGCCUCUGUGACCUUGAUACCAACAGAGACCCCAACACCACCUAAAACCAGUCAUGGAGAGGGAGCAAGUCCAGCAACCAUCCUGAAAACUACAAGUGUUGAGAUCACUGAUUCAGCUGCCACAGGGCCAGGUGCUACUGUGGCCGAGACUACAGCCACCUUCAGAACACUGUCCAGAAGUCCCUCUGCCCCUCGAACCACAGCUGGGAUGUCCACCUGGGCCUCUUGGAGUGUGAAUCCAGUAACAAGUGUGAGCCCUUCCCUGGUGCCCUUCACCAUGAACUUCACCAUCACCAACCUGCGCUACAUGGAGGACAUGGGGCACCUGGGUUCUGAGAUAUUCAACAUCACAGAGAGGAUUUUGAAUCGCCUUCUCAGGCCUUUGUUCCAGAACAGCAGUAUUGGGCCACUCUACUGUGGCUGCAGACUGACCUUGCUCAGGCCUGAAAAAGAUGGAGCAACUACUGGAGUGGAUGCUGUCUGCACCCAUCGCCCUGACCACACAAGCACUGGACUGGACAGAGAGCGGCUCUACUGGGAGCUGAGCCACGAGACCCACGGUGUCACCCAGCUGGGCUCCUACACCCUGGACAGGGACAGUCUGUACAUCAACGGUUACACCCAUCGGGGCUCAGCACCUACCCCCAGUGCUGCAGUGACCUCCACACUCUUCCAAGGGACCGCAGUGGUGCCACUCCCCUUCUCCAGCUCCACAGCAGUCCCCUUCCUAGUGCCAUUCACCCUGAACUUCACCAUCACCAACCUGCAGUACACAGAAGACAUGCGGCUCCCAGGCUCUGGGAAGUUCAACUUCACCGAAAAGAUUCUGCAGCACUUGCUCAGACCCUUGCUGGAGAAUAGCAGCCUGGGAUUCCUCUAUUCUGGCUGCAGAAUGGCCUCGCUCAGGCCUGAGAAAGACGGGGCAGCCACCGGAGUGGAUGCCACCUGCACCUACCACCCUAACCCUGAGGGCUCUGGACUGGACAGAGAGCGGCUGUACUGGGAGCUGAGCCAGAUGACCCACGGUGUCACCCGGCUGGGCACCUACAUCUUGGCCAAGGACAGUCUCUAUGUCAACGGUUUCACCCAUCGGGGAUCUGCACCCAUCACCACCACUCCUGGGACCUCCACAGUGAACUGGGGAGCCUCCAGGAAUCCAUCCUCUUUAUUCAUCCCCACGGCUACAAGAUCCACCCUGGUGCUCUUCACCCUGAACUUCACCAUCACCAACCUGCGCUACACUGAAGACAUGGGGCAUCCCAAAUCUGCUAAGUUCAACACCACUGAGAAGGUCCUACAACACAUGCUUGGUCCUUUGAUCAAGAACACCAGCAUUGGCACCCUCUACUCCAGCUGCAGAGUGAUCUCACUCAGGCCCAAGAAGGGUGGAACAGCCACCAGAGUGGAUGCCAUCUGCACCUACCGCCCUGACCUCGAGGGCCGCGGGCUGAACAGAGAGCAGCUGUACUGGGAGCUGAGUCAUGAGACCCACGGAGUCACCCGGCUGGACCCGUACACCCUGGACAGUGACAGCCUUUAUGUCAACGGUUACACCCAUCAGGCCCUGACCUCCUCCCUGAGCACUGCUGUGGCCUCUACUGUCUCCCCAGCAAGCUCUGUGGCUCUGGUCCCCGUUCCCUCAGCCACUGGCCCUGCCCUGGUGCCCUUCACCCUCAACUUCACCAUCACCAAUCUCCACUACAAGGAAGGAAUGCGUUCCCCGGGCUCCCUGAAGUACACCACCACCGAGAAGAUCCUACAGCGACUGCUUGGGUCCUUGUUCAAGAACACCAGUGUCAGCCCCCUGUACUCUGGCUGCAGAUUGACUUCGCUCAGGCCCAAGAAAAACGGGGCAGCCACCGGAGUGGACAUCAUCUGCACCCACCGCUCUGACCCCAAAGGCCACGCACUGGACAGAGAGCGGCUGUACUGGGAACUGAGCAGGCUGACCCGUGGGGUUACCCGGCUGGGCCACUACACCUUGGACAGGGACAGUCUCUAUGUCAAUGGUUACACCCACCAGAUCUCGGCCACCACCCCCAUAACUUCUGUGGUGGACACAAUUUCUGCAGGGAUACCGACACCCUUCUCCAGUUCUACAGUCGCUGGCCCAGCCCUUGUGCCCUUCACCCUUAACUUCACCAUCACCAACCUGCGCUACAUGGAGGACAUGCAGCCAGGCUCUGCCAAGUUCAAUUCCACGGAGUCAAUCCUGCAAUUCCUGCUCAAGCCCUUGAUCACCAACAGCAGCAUCGGUUCCCUCUACACUGGCUGCAGGCUGACCACACUGAGGCCCGAGAAAGAUGGAGAAGCUACUGGAGUGGAUGCUGUCUGCACCCACCACCCUGACCCCACAGGCCUUGGGCUGGACAGAGAGUGGCUCUACCAGGAGCUGAAGCACCAAACCCAUGGCAUCACCCGGCUGGGCCCCUACACCCUGGACAAGGACAGUCUCUAUGUCAACGCCCCUGGCCCUGUCCUGGUGCUCUUCACCCUCAACUUCACCAUCACCAACCUGCACUAUGUGGAGGACAUGCGUCUCCCAGGCUCCUUGAGGUUCAACACCACAGAGAAGGCCCUGCAGCACCUGCUCAAGCCCUUGUUCAAGAACACCAGUGUCGGCCCUCUUUACCCCAGCUGCAGACUGACCUCUCUCAGACCCAAGAAGGAUAGGGAAGCCACCGCAGUGGACAUCAUCUGCACCCACCACCCUGACCCAGGGGGCCAAAGGCUGACCAGGGAGCAGAUUUACUGGAAGCUGAACCAGCUGACCCAUGGGGUCACCCAGCUGGGCUACUAUACCCUGGACAGGGACAGUCUCUAUGUCAACGGUUAUACCCACUCGGACUUAGCCACCACCUCCACCAUAUGGUCCAAAGGGACAUCUUUCUCUUCCUCCUCCAAUGCAGCUCCUGAACUUGCCCUGCUUCCAUUCACCCUCAACUUCACCAUCACCAACCUGCACUACACGGAUGACAUGGGACACCCUGGCUCCACCAAGUUCAACUUCACUGAGAAGAUCCUGCAACGCCUGCUUGGGCCCUUGUUCAAUAAGACCAGUGUGGGCACCCUCUACUCUGGCUGCAGACUGACCUCGCUCAGGUCCAAGAAUGAUGGGGAAGCCACCAGAGUCAACGGAAUUUGCACCCUCCGCCCUGACCCUGAGGGCCCCAGGUUGGAGAGGGAACGGCUUCACUGGGAGCUGAACAAGCUGACCCAUGGCAUCUCCCAGCUGGGCCCCUACACCCUGGACAGGGACAGUCUCUAUGUCAACGGUUACAGCCACUGGGCAUCAGCCACCACCUCCACCACAACUGUGACCUCCACAUCUUUCCCAGCAUCCUCUCUGGCACCUGCUCUCACCAUCAAGCCCACAGGUCCUGAACCUACCCUGGUUCCAUUCACCCUCAACUUCACCAUCACCAACCUCAACUACGCGGAUGACAUGGGACGCCCAAGCUCCAUCAAGUUCAACUUGACUGAAAGGAUCCUGCAGCGCCUGCUUGGGCCCUUACUCAAUAAGACCAGUGUUGGCCCCCUCUAUUCUGGCUGCAGACUGACCUCACUCAGGCCCAAGAAGGAUGGGGAAGCCACCAGAGUAGACACUGUCUGUACCCUCCGCCUGGACCCUGAUGGCCCCAGGCUGGACAGAGAGUGGCUCUACUGGGAGCUGAACCAGCUGACCCAAGGGAUCAGCCAGCUGGGCCCCUACACCCUGGACAGGGACAGUCUCUAUGUCAAUGGUUACACCCACUGGGCCUCAACCACUACCUCCACCACUCCGGACACUUAGUCCAUCCACCUCCUAGGAAAUCACUCAGACAGCUUGGUCUCAACAUCUCCUGAACCUGCCCCAGAUCUGUUCACUCUCAACUUCACCAUCAACAACCUGCGCUACACAGAUGACCUGGGACGUUUGGGAUCCACCAAGUUCAACUUGACUGAAAGGAUCCUGCAGCGACUGCUUGGGCCCUUGCUCAAAAAGACCAGUGUUGGCGCCCUUUACUCUGGCUGCAGACUGACCUCGCUCAGGCCCAAGAAGGACGGGGAAGCCACCAGAGUAGAUGCCAUCUGCACCGUCCGCCCUGACCCUGAGGGCCCCAGGUUGAACAGAGAGUGGCUUUACUGGGAGCUGAACCAGCUGACCCAUGGGGUCACCCAGCUGGGCCUGUACACCCUGGACAGGGACAGUCUCUAUGUCAACGGUUAUACCCACUGGGCCUCUGCCACCACCUCCACCACAGCUGUGACCUCCACAGCCUUCUCAGCAUCCUAUCUGGCACCUGCCCUCACCACCAAGCCCACAGCUGCUGAACCUGCCCUGGUUCCGUUCACCCUCAACUUCACCAUCACCAACCUGCGCUACACGGGUGACAUGGGACGCCCAGGCUCUACCAGGUUCAACUUCACUGACAGGGUCUUGCAGCGCCUGCUUGGACCUUUACUCAAUAAGACCAGCAUCGGCGCCCUCUACUCUGGCUGCAGACUGGCCUGGCUCAGGCCUAAGAAGGGCAUAGCAACCACUGGAGUGGAUGCUGUCUGCACCUACUACUCUGACCCUGAGGGCCCCAGGUUGGACAGAGAGCAGCUAUACUGGGAGCUGAGCCAGUUGACCCAUGGUGUCAACCGACUGGACUACUACAGUCUAGACCGGGACAGUCUUUAUGUCAAUGGUUACACCUAUGCAGCCUCAGCCUCAACUACCACCACCGGGGAGGUCAGCGAGGAGCCGUUCACCCUGAACUUCACCAUCGACAACCUGCGCUACUCUGCCGACAUGGGCCGCCCAGGCUCCCUCAAGUUCAACAUCACGGACACUCUCUUGCAGUACCUGCUCAGCCCCUUGUUCCAGAGGAGCAGCCUGGGUGCCCGAUAUGUAGGCUGCAGGCUCACCACGCUAAGGUCUGAGAAGAACGGUGCCUGGACAGGAGUGGACGCCCUCUGCACCUACCGGCAGCCCCCUAGGGGUCCAGGCCUGCACGCCAAGCAAGUGUUCCAUGAGCUGAGCUGGCAGACCCGUGGCAUCACCUGGCUGGGCCCCUACUCACUGGACAAGGACAGCCUCUACCUCAAUGGUUAUAAUGAACGUGGUCCAGCUGAGCCUCCAACAACUCCUGAGUUGGCCACUACCGUCCUGCCUCCUUCAUCAGCACCUGUGCAGCAAGAAGCCACCACAGAUACAGGACACACCCUGAAGACCCUCAUGCUCAACUUCACCAUCUCCAACCUCCAAUAUUCACCAGACAUGAGCAGCCUCAGCUCUGCCACGUUCAACUCCACCAAGAGGGUCCUGCAGCACCUGCUCAGACCCUUGUUCCAGAACAGCAGCCUGGGCCCCUUCUACUCGGAUUGUAGACUGAUCUCCCUCAGGCCUGAGAAGCACAAGGCAGCAACCAGAGUGGACGCCAUCUGCACCUACCACCCUGACCCUGCGGGCCACAGACUAGACAGAGAGCGGCUGUACUGGGAGCUGAGCCAGCUGACCCAAGGCGUCACCCAACUGGGUCACUACACCCUGGACAGGGGCAGCCUCUCUGUCAAUGGCUAUGCAUCCCAGAGUUUAUUGACCCAGAGCGAGUACCUGCUGCACUUUCGCAUCGUCAACCAGAAUCUCAGCAACCUGGACCCUGCGUCCUCAGAGUACACUGCACUGCUGUGGGACAUCCAGGACAAGGUCACCACACUCUAUACCGGCAGCCAGCUACGAGACGUGUUCCGCUCCUGCCUGGUCACUGACUUGAAGUUGAGCUCUGUGUUGGUCACCAUCAAGGCCCUGUUCUCCUCUAAUCUGGAACCCAGCAUAGUGGAGCAAGUCUUCCUAGCCAGGACCCUGAAUGCCUCAUCCCACUGGCUGGACACCACUUACCAGCUGGAGGACCUGCAUGUGACAGGAUUGGAGCCAUCAGUUCAUCUACUGACAGACAAACCAACAAGCAGCCUCAGCCCCCAGCACUUCCAGCUGAAUUUCACCAUCACCAACCUACUGUAUUCCCAAGCCAUAGCCCAGCCAAACUCUACCAAAUACCAGCAGAACAAGAGAAGUAUUGAGGAUGCUCUCAACCAGCUCUUCCGAAACAGCAGCAUCAAGAGUUCUUUUUUAGACUGUCAAGUUAAAGCAUUCAGAUCUGUUCCCUUCAGCAACCACAGCGGGGUGGACUCCUGGUGUAACUUCUCACCCUUGACUCGGACACUGGACAAAUUUGCCAUCUAUGACGAAUUCCUGCAGCUGACCCAGAACGGUACCCAGCUACAGAACUUCACCCUGGACAGGAACAGUGUCCUAGUGGAUGGGUAUUCUCCCAACAGACAUGAUGCCUUGACUAAGAAUGCCGACCUCCCCUUCUGGGCCAUCAUCCUCAUCUGCUUGGCGGGACUCCUGGGACUCAUCACCUGCCUGAUCUGCUGUUUCCUUGUCACCACCUGCCUGCGGAAGAAGGAGGGAGAAUACGAAGUACAGCGCCACCGCCUGGGCUAUUACCUGCCACACCUAGAUUUAAGGAAGCUCUAA
Messenger RNA from Trichechus manatus latirostris (Florida manatee), 17736 nucleotides. RefSeq names its product mucin-16-like. The record is from RefSeq and is a predicted model, not a curated record. Lineage: Eukaryota; Metazoa; Chordata; Mammalia; Sirenia; Trichechidae.